Messenger RNA from Daphnia carinata, 4176 nucleotides. RefSeq names its product protein prickle-like. Gene Ontology annotation, molecular function: zinc ion binding. The record is from RefSeq and is a predicted model, not a curated record. The coding region runs from base 27 to 3683 and encodes 1218 amino acids. The transcript is spliced from 10 exons. NCBI's taxonomy places the organism in Eukaryota, Metazoa, Arthropoda, Branchiopoda, Diplostraca, Daphniidae.
GGGUUGUACAAAGUGUCAUCGGCAAAAUGGAAGUGACGACGACGACGACGACGACGACGACGAAUGCAAAGUGCGCCAACGGCGGAUUGGCGGGCAGCAGCAGCUCUGCCGCCGUGGCCAAAGUAUCGGCCGUUUCGCCAGCGGAAGACGGUGCGUCCGCUUCCGGUGUGAGUAACAGGAAAGAUGGCGGCAAUGGCGGAGGGACGUUGUUGCAGAUGCACAAACCCCUGGCCCACCUGUUGGCGCACCGUCAGUGGUGGAAAGUCUGUUGGGUCUACGGCGAUCAGCAGAAGUAUUACAGACAAUUGUAUGGCCGCAAAAAGAAUUUGACGACGCUCAGGUCUACGGUGACGGACGCGUCGAAAUCGACGUCGUCGUGUUGUAACGACGACGCUCAUCACGCCGAUGCCGACGGUGUGGAUGACGAGGACGAGGCGGCCGUCAGUUUAUCGUCGUUGAACACUGUCCCAUGUUUCCACACCUCGGAAAAAGUGUGUCGUAACUGCAAAUGUCCGCGAGAAGAUCAUCAAGAGCAACGUGCUUACCAAGCUGGGGGCAGCGUUGCGAACGGCUACAACCCGCAACAGCCACAGCGGGCCGGUUACGCGCCGUACCAGCAGCCGUCGCCGCAAUCGCUGACGUCGCAAUCGUCCGACACGGCCCAACUGCUGGCCAACUCGUCGUCCGACAAGCUGGUGGUGGGCCGAGGAGCCUCUGGCUUGUUUCAUCCGCUACCGUCAUCAUCAUCAUCAUCAUCGCAGCAGCAGCAGCAGCAGCAGCACAAUCACGCGCAUCCUGGCCAUCUUCAUCCUCCUCAUUCCCAUCAUCAUCAUCAACUGGGUGGUCUGGGCACUGACGUUUUACGUCACUCCCAAUCCGACGACGAUUCGGGCUGCGCUUUGGAGGAGUACACGUGGGUUCCACCCGGAUUGAAACCCGAUCAGGUACACUUGUAUUUCUCCGUCCUGCCGGAAGAGAAAGUCCCAUACGUCAACUCGAUUGGCGAGAAGUACCGUAUUCGGCAGCUGCUCCAUCAGCUACCGCCGCACGAUAAUGAGGUGCGCUACUGUUCGUCGCUCUCCGAAGAUGAAAAGAAGGAGUUGCGGCUCUUUUCGGCCCAGCGAAAGCGCGAAGCUCUUGGACGCGGCACCGUUCGCCAAUUACCCGUUGCCAAUCCGGUGCCCACCUCCUGCCAUCAGUGCACGGAACCGAUGGGAGGCGGUGAUAUGGCCGUCAUGGCUUCCAGAGCCGGCCCAGCCCACUGCUGGCAUCCGGGCUGUUUCAGCUGCAGCGUCUGCAGAGAAUUGCUCGUUGAUUUGAUCUACUUCUACCGAGACGGCCGACUCUAUUGCGGGCGACAUCAUGCCGAAACGCUGAAACCCCGUUGCGCCGCCUGCGAUGAGCUGAUCCUGGCCGACGAAUGCACGGAAGCCGAAGGCCGAGCGUGGCACAUGCGCCACUUUGCCUGUUUCGAGUGCGACAGAGUUUUGGGCGGUCAGCGGUACAUCAUGCGCGAUUCGCGGCCUUAUUGUCUCCACUGCUUCGACGCCAUCUUCUCCGAGUAUUGCGACGCCUGCGGAGAGCCCAUCGGAGUCGAUCAAGGUCAAAUGACUCACGAGGGCCAACACUGGCAUGCUACAGACGGAUGUUUCUGCUGCCACACGUGCCGGGCUUCGUUGCUCGGCCGGCCGUUCCUGCCCCGACGCGGACUCAUCUUUUGCUCGAUUGGGUGCAGCAAAGGAGAGCCACCUACGCCCAGCACCGACUCCAACGCGCACACGCCCACGCACAGCAACAACAGCAGCAACAGCAACAGUUUGAUGCAUCAUCAUCACCAGUCCGGCGUGAGCGGCUCCAGUCCGUCCUCGCUCCCGUCCAUCGGCUCGCCUUCUUCCUCCGCCUCCCGCAGUCCGAGACGGAUCAGAUCUGGCAAGAGCCAGCAACAACAGCAGAGAUGGCGUGGCCGAAAUGGUAAUCAAGAUGACGCUAAUUCGGAAACGACUGAAGCAUCGGACUAUUCCAGUCAGCAGCAAAUGCUUUCGCCAGCCUCAUCAGCGAGCCUCAACCUGGGCUUACCACCGGCACCGCCACGUAGCGUUACGAGCACGGUCGGCGCCGGAUCGGAACUGAAUUCUCCAUCGCCCAACCAAGUGCGACGGUCGAAACGGCAGCCCAUGGCGGAUUUGUCGAGCCUGGCAGGGUCUAGCUGCAAUGGCACCACCAGUCCAGUGCCUUUGCCCAUGUCGAGCGUCGGCAUCGCUCACCGAGGGGUGGUCGAUUUCCGCCAGCACGUCCCGGCGCUCGAAGUGGCGCCAUCCGCCGCAGCCAUGCCGCCAAUGAAUUUGCAGCAACAACAACAGCAGCAACAGCCGAUUGUUUCUGCUGGCAAUUCGCCCACUCACGUUCUCAGAUCUCCGCGAAUGGGCCGCAAGAGCCUGCGCCCUUAUCAGCAACAGCAGCAGCAGCCAGCCCCUCCGUUGUACGAGAAUCAAGUCUACACGCCCAUGGAAACCCUGUCGCUCAACGAUUCGCCUCGCUAUCGAUCUGAGCCGAUGACGUAUUCCGUCCUCCCUGUUGCUAGCCCUGAGCAGCAGCAGCAGCAGGUGGAGCCGAAAUCAAGCGAAACACCCCGCCAGGAGGUGCAAACGGAAAAUGCGGUCGUGCCGCCUGCGAACGCUCAAUCUCCGCCCGAACAGGCGACAACCACCGACGCUGCGGUCUUGAAUUUGGAACAGCUUUUGAGCAAAGUGGCUGCAGGUGGGGUGGCGCCCUUGUUGACCAAGCAGGUGCUCGAUAAGUUAUUGGAAGCCGCAGCCGCGGCCAAUUUGAUCCAGCCGCAGCAGCAACAACAACAGACGGGUUUGCGGCGUAGCCCCGACUCGCAUUCGACGUCUCUUCCGGACUUGACGUCUCAAACUGAGCUGGACGGUAAUACUCAAACCGGAUCGAACGAUGACGAAGACGACGGUACACCGGCCGAUACGAAUUCGCCGGUGGGCGAAGGCUGCACGCCCAGAAAAUCCAAUUUGAUGAGUGGGCGGAGUAAGAAUGGCGGGGCGGAUUCUCGCCAACUGAGCGUCAGAUUUGAUCCCAACCAAGUACCUAUGAUCGACGGAGCGUCAGGCGGUGGAAGAACUCCUGAAGGAGACACUAGCAGCAGUAGCAGUAGCGGUGGCUGUCGCAAAAUCAACGACCAUCACCAUCCUUCGUCUUGCUCAUCAUCUUUUUCAUUCAAGAGUGGUGGUCGUCGAAAACAACAAGUUCAGCCACAAAAUCCCAAUGUUCCACGCUCUCAUUCUUAUUCCGGUCGCAGUGCUCUGGAAGAGGCGAUGGAUAGCGGCACUUCCAGUUUUGGAACCCGAGCCGAAGCUGGGCCCAGUAGUGGACGAGCUGUCAAUAGACACCGGCCGAUUAAUGACAUGGAUAUGGUGAGUGUCUGCUCCACCUGCUCGAGCUCGAGCAGCGAUGAGGAAGAAGACUACUCCUCUUAUCGGCUUCCAGCAGCUCGUCGCGCAGCUUACGGUGGCGUUCGCAUUAGUUAUGUACCCAAUGACGCCAUGGCUCUUGCAACUGCCCGCCAGCGUUCUCAGACACUUCAAUCUUCAUCGGCAGGACAAUCAUCGAGAACCGCCUCCAACGCUGGAGGCGACAAAGAGAAGGACAAGAAUUGCAUCAUAUCUUAACGGAUACAUAAAGUACACAACUCACUUCAUAUUAUACUCAGUGAAAAGAAAAAGGUCAAUCGAUGCUGUCUCGUAACAAAAGAUGCAUGUUUGUUUGCCUUAUCAUAUAACACGCUGAUAGAGUAACGCUAACGAACAAUUUCAGUUAUGUUUUUCUUGGUACCGUAAAAUGGUGAGCACCCCUCUCCCCCUCCCCGUAAAAAAAAAAAAAAGAAAAGGAUUAAAGAGGACUUACGGAGAAGACAAAUGUUGAAGACGUAUUGAUGUCGUUUUUUUUUUUUUGUUGUUUAACUGACAAACGAACAACAAGAAAGCAAUGUGAUUUGCUUGAAUGACGUCAACUUCUUCGACAACACACCAGCUGUUUGUUCUCGUGCAAUAAUAGGAUUUCUUAUAUUAUGCAAAUGUUUAAUAUCUAUUUAUAUAUAAAUAUGUAUAUUGUCAAUAUAUAUCAAAUGAACAAGAUCGGCUACAAAUACAACUUUUGACUUAA